Thecamonas trahens ATCC 50062 is the source of this 753-nucleotide messenger RNA. RefSeq names its product carbohydrate-binding module family 48 protein. Lineage: Eukaryota; Apusomonadida; Apusomonadidae. Bases 1 to 753 code for a protein of 250 amino acids. Gene Ontology annotation, molecular function: protein kinase binding. The record is from RefSeq and is a predicted model, not a curated record. Gene Ontology annotation, biological process: signal transduction. The transcript has 2 exons. Gene Ontology annotation, cellular component: nucleotide-activated protein kinase complex; cytoplasm; nucleus.
AUGGGUGCGUCGACGUCCAAGAAGGACAACACCCGCACGCCGCACAGCGACGAGGGUGCAGAGGGCGGGAGCAGGGGCGCAGCAGUCGAGACCCCGGUCAGACCGGCGACGACGUCGAUUCAGGCGCCAACGAGCGGGAGCGGGGUGGCGCCUGUGGGCGGACGGGCAACGCUGGUGCCGACGGUGUUUCGGUGGAUGGGCGGCGGAAAGUCUGUCUUUGUCUCGGGCUCGUUUGACGGGUGGGCGACGCGUAUUCCGCUGGCCAAGUCGACGUCGGACUUUGCGACCAUCAUCGAUGUGCCGCCAGGCACCCACGAGUACAAGUUCAUUGUGGAUGGGACGUGGCAGCAUGCGCCGGACCAACCUGCGAUGGAGCACACUGAUGGCAACCGCAACAACGUGGUCAACGUGUCAGUUGCCGAGGUGUUCUCGGAUGAGGAGUGGAUCGAUGGCGACACCGGAAUCGCACCCGAGGACGAGAACGAGGACGACGAGGGAUGGGGCCAGGUCGAGCCCGAUGCACCCGACCAGUACGCGCGCCCGCCCAAGUCGGUGCCACCGCACCUCAUGAGAUGUAUUCUCAACACGUGGCAGUCGAAGGACAACGCGGCGGUCCUUCCUAUCCCGCACCAUACCCAGAUCUCGCACCUGUACCUGCAGCGCGGCUCGCAGCCGCACCUCAUGUCGAUUGCCACCACCGUCCGAUACCGACGCAAGUUUGUGACCACGGUUUACAAUGCGCCUGCGGUGUAG